Messenger RNA from Eurytemora carolleeae, 997 nucleotides. RefSeq lists its product as uncharacterized. NCBI's taxonomy places the organism in Eukaryota, Metazoa, Arthropoda, Copepoda, Calanoida, Temoridae. The transcript has 5 exons. The record is from RefSeq and is a predicted model, not a curated record. The coding region runs from base 37 to 615 and encodes 192 amino acids.
UUUAUUUUUUUAAAAUAAAAUAUUUUAGAUAAUAACAUGGUUCGGUCCAGUUUAUUUCAGCUUGUGUUCAUGUUAUUAACCGUAUUAUACUGUACAUGCUUAGAAGUGAAAUCUUUGAUAAAAAACAGAGGUACUCUACUACGAGGUCCUGUAGAUCAUGAUGUAUCGCUGACUAUGUGGGCCUCAUGUCUAGGCUACCCUGAUGGUACUAAAUGCACUAAAAAAUGUAUAGAUUACACAUGCGAGAAGGAGGUAGCUAGAUGUUGGCAGGGGCACUGUAAGAGGUAUGGUUAUCAUCCUUGUGACGUCACAGACACGCACAGCUGUUGCUGCGGGUCCUGCUAUCAUAGUAUUAUGGAUCCAGUAAAUGAAUCAUGUUUUGGUGAUUACAUCCACGACGGUAUUGUCGACCAUGACAGUUUAGAGAAUAGAAUAAAGAAGGAGAAGAAGAAGAAUAAGGAUAAAUUCGUCAAGAUGUUGAACAAUAUACAGAGCAAGCAUGUGCAUAAAGGUGUACAUAAAGGUGUACAUAAAGGUGUACACAAUGGUGUCCGUAAAGGUGUACAUAAAGGUGUACAGAAAAAUGUACAGAAGCAAAAGAAAAACAGUCUGUAGUGGAACUUUUUAAGCAGAAAUAUUGGAAAAUUUUAUUUAUUUCUAUUCAAAAGCAAUUUUACUCAUAUGUGUUAAAAUCUCAAUUAAUUCUAUUUUCAAUGUUUCAGUACAGUGGUCCUCAAAAAUAUGUUGAAUAGGUUUUAGCAGAGUGGUUCCCAAAUAAAUGAUUUUUUUUAUAACGACACUUGUUUUUUCUCUUCUGAAAAAUUGUUUUUGAAGAAAAAUAAAUUUAAAAAGCAAAUUUUUAUUAGUUUUCACUGUGUUGACUGUUGAGGUCGUCUUACAUUUAUCACUCUGUUCGGGAGACCACUGUGUUAUUUAUUUAAUCUUAUGUUUAUAUAACGUAUUCAUGUAAAACUCAUUUUUUCGUUUUUUUAGAUCA